Molecule: messenger RNA, 6067 nt
Organism: Mizuhopecten yessoensis (Yesso scallop)
Lineage: Eukaryota; Metazoa; Mollusca; Bivalvia; Pectinida; Pectinidae
Product: ATP-dependent Clp protease ATP-binding subunit ClpX-like
Exons: 10
Coding region: 81-1709 (542 amino acids)
Biological process (GO): protein catabolic process; proteolysis
Cellular component (GO): mitochondrial matrix
Molecular function (GO): ATP binding; ATP hydrolysis activity
Source: RefSeq, a predicted model, not a curated record
UUGACCUGAUCCAACAACAGAAAGUGACCAAAAUCUUUUAGACAUUUCCUUGAAGAACAGCUGCCGUCCAUGACGUUGUGAUGGCAGGUAUUGGACUGUGUCGUCGAUGUAUCCAUCCGUUAAAGAAUCUAGCCAUUAGUCGACUUGGAUAUUUGGGUAACAAUCUAGUUGCCAUAAAAAUUAUCCAAGAUGUACCAAAGCGAAGCAUUACUACAGACAAUCUUAAAUACAAAGGUGAUAUGAGAAGUGGGAGGGCUCGAGAUGGAAGUUUUCUUAAUUGUCCAAAGUGUGGAUCAAGUCUGGAGUAUUUAGAUGCAGUUGAUAGAACGUUUGUACGGUGUGUGUCAAUGACUUGUAAGAGCAUGUUCAUAGAUGGGCCUGAACUACAUGAACAUGUACAAGAAGAAACAAAGCCUCUCACACCAAAAAUGAUCCAUGAAUACUUAAACCGAUAUGUGACUGGACAACACAGGGCCAAGAAAGUGCUGGCUACUCAAACAUUUAACCACUACAUGAGGGUCCGACACCACCAGUCCCAGAUAGCCAAGGCUAGCCCAGUGCAGCCGUACAUGGAUUGUUAUAACAUGGACACGCAAAGCCCUUUGGGCAAAUUGAGUCGACCUGAUGCCCUGUUGGCUGUAUCAGGCUCACCCAUGCUGAACAGGCAGUCCCCUCUCCCUCCUGCCAAGGCAAUGACACCAAUACAACUCACAGAAGUCGGGGACAAAGAAGUACAGCUGGACAAGAGCAACAUUCUUCUGCUUGGACCAACAGGGGUUGGGAAGACCUUAUUGAGCUCCAAGCUUGCCGAGUGUCUAGGAGUGCCGUUUGCUGUAGCCGACUGUACAACUCUGACUUCUGCUGGCUAUGUGGGGGAGGAUGUGGAAGGUGUCUUAUCAAGGCUUCUACUGAACGCCAACAACGAUGUGGAAAAGUGUGAAACAGGUAUCAUAUUUCUGGAUGAGAUAGACAAGAUCAAGGUGCCUAGACACAACGUUGGACGAGACGUAGGUGGGGAAGGGGUACAGCAGGCCUUUCUCAAGACUCUGGAGGGAACUACAACUACUGUAUCACUGAAGAACAAGAAGAAUGAACUCAUACAAAUCAACACCAAAAACAUUCUCUUUAUUGCAUCUGGAGCAUUUAUAGGUUUAGACAAAAUAAUUCAGGCUCGGAUAUCAGAAAAGGACUUCGGAUUUGGAGCUUGCUUCAAUCAGAAAGAGGAAAUAAGCGAAACUAGCAGCACCGAAGGAUUAGAUGAGGAUAGUGCUAAACUUGACGCCAUCUUAGAAAAAGUAGAAGCUGUAGACUUGAUGAAAUUUGGAAUGAUUCCAGAACUAUGUGGCCGUAUUCCCGUACUGGUAACACUGCACUCUUUAGGUGUUAACAGUCUUGUUAAAAUUCUUACUGAGCCAGUGGACGCCCCAAUACGACAGUACAAAAAAAUAUUUUCUGAAAGUGAUUCUGAGUUUGAAUAUGAAGACGGAGCUCUUAAUGCUAUAGCGGAUAUUGCAAUGAAGAAGAAAACAGGUGCUCGUGGUCUGAGGACAGUACUCGAGAACGUACUAAAUGAAGCUAUGUAUGAAGUACCAGGGUCCAAGAUAGUGAAGGUGACGUUAACAGAGGACUCUGUUAAAAAGGGCACUCCUGUUAUGUAUACCUUAGCAGAUGAGGAGGAGGAGUAUGAACGGGUCAACACAACUGCCUAGUGUUGGUUAACCAUCCGGUCAUAUCUUAAGGCAGUCUACACAAAGCUGGUAGACUGGUUUUCUCACGGAACUGUAUGAUAACUACCAACGUUUUGCUCAUAUAAGUCUGAAAUUCAGCUACUGUAGUUUUAAUAACAGAUAAAGAUAUCAAUUUUGAUAACAUCACAGCAGACUCUAAAAUCCAAGGCUUGUAACAUGCUGGUUAUCUAAAUAGAUAAAGAAUGUGCAAAAUUAGUUGAGGAAAGUCUAUUGAAAGUUUAGAAUUUUUCGAAAUACCAUGAAAGCAUCACUUGAGAUAAAAUGUUCUAGCACGCCCAAAGUUAUUAUUCAUCCAGUAACUGUAAUGUGUUAUAUAUACUCCUGUAAUACAUAAUUAAAGGUUUAUAACAAAGUACAGUCCAAACAACUCAGAAUGGCAAUGAAAACUUCAGGUAGCUUCAUUUCUAUCAUAUAUAUUGCAAAUUGAUGUAAUCGAGUACUGUCUACUUAAAUGCAAAACAGUUCCAUGAUGCUAUGUUGAGGCUAUAUAUAUGGUGCUCAGUCAAGACAUGCUUUUUUUGUGUUAGAUACUGUAAAAGUAUUUUUUUGUGGUUUGGAAAUGCUCAAGAUUUUUUGGAUCAAGUAAGCGUGAAAAUAUCGACACACAAAUAUUUAUAUAAAUAUUGUAAAUAUAUACUCUGUAUAAAGUAUAUAGAAGAAAUAGAUUUCAGUAAGAUUGCCAAUGUGAACAUUUCCACAUCACAAUCCGUUCAAAAAGUUACAUUUCCACACACGAGAAUUUUCACUUUUCAACAGUAACAACUGAAGAUUUCCCUAUACUGACUGUAGUAACAUAGUCCUUUGAUAUAUGUAUUUGACAUUAUAAUAAGCAUUUGUCUUUCUAUUUGUCAAUCCAUCAUACUGAUAACUUUUUGAAAUCUCAACAUCAUUCAGCUAAAUGUUAUCAACCUUCCAACAGUUGUUUACAUAUUGCUAGGGCUACUGAGGCUGAAGGUCAAAGAUUGCUAGGGCUACUGAGGCUGAAGGUCAAAGGUUGAGAUUACAAAGUUGAAGAUUGUUAAGAAGUUUUUAUGAAUAUUUCUUUGAGCACCAAAUUGUAUAUAUUAUUUGUUCAUCAGGAUAUAAAAAAGCAAAGUGAUUGCUUUGGCUUAAGCUCAUAUUACAUAUAAAAUUAAUGGAAUAUUCCCUAUUGCAGUGGUUCACAAAAACAUGAGCAAGCAUCCUGUUAUUAUACACUUUGAUUUUUAGUGAUGAAGAAUCUGAAAAUGUCAUAGUUAUAUUUGUUUUUCUUAUUUUAAAAUGUGAUAUUUGUUGCAAUUUAAGAAUAUUUCAUAAUGGUGGUAUGUUGUGUAAGAUUUGGAAGAUGAGUGUGUUUUGAUUGUUGUAAGUCUGCUCUGACUGAACUGUUGUAUGAUAUAAAGUGGUACAUGGUUUAUGAAUGUAUAGCUGAUAUCAUUGUUAUGUUACAAAAAAUCUAGUUUACCUGUAUUGUCAAAUAUUGUAUUACUUUUAAAGCUGAGAAUUUCAAAAGUCGUUUUUCUCUCAUUCCUGAGCAUGUAUGAUUGAGCUGUCCAGGCUCAAGGAAAGAUUCUGUGCACAAACGAUCAUUUGUGUAACUUGCAAAAAUCAUGUGACAUGGUCAAGAAGUUAAUCUGGACAAUGAAAAUGGUAUUCAGCACAAAAUCUGUGUUUGAGUAGGAGAACGAUUUCACGAAUACAGGUCCAGGGUAAAAAGAAGGGUGCAAGAAAUUUCCAUCUUGCACCCCAUAUCAAAUGCCUGGUGCCACAAUGAGGCAACAAUGAUUGAUGUGUGAUCCCAAAAUCAGGAAAAAUUGGAUAUGGUGAUGAAGAAACUGCCUAUGUGAUGAAAGUGAAAACUUAAAUGAUUUACCAUUAUUAACCAUAUACAAGUCAGAAAUAUGUGUCUUUUUUUCAGCAAACUUAUUUUGUGAAAUUUGGCAAGAUAAAUCAACAUCAGUGACAAAUUUUUAGCCUUUUUAAACACCUUUUAUAAUUUCUGAACUAGUAAUGACGAUUGGAACGAGAGAAAAUUACUAUUUCAUGCCCACAGGCGUAGGUUAAGAUUUAAAUUCUUUUACCAUAAACAGGGGUAUCCACUCUUAUCCCUUUGUGAUGUAGGGUUGAGAGAAGGUGACUUCCCGUUUAUAACAAUUUUAUGACAUCACAUCAACUGUGCUUUUACAUUACACCAGUGUCGUAUAUGACCAGGCAAACAGAGAGUAGAAAAUGAAUAAUUUAAUUCCCCCUUGGAUGUGAGAUUUGGAUAUUAAACACUCGGCAAGCCUUAUGUUUGACAACUUAAAUAUCUUCCCCUUGGGUUGGAAUCUCCUAUUUCUUCCCCAAGGGGUGAUACAUUAAUCACACCUAUGAUAUUUGAAUAUGGGCAUAAACUUCCUACUCACAACCCAUGGAUACGAAAGAUUCUUGUAAUAUUUACAGUUCUAAGUUUACAUAAAAUGUAAAAAAUAAAAAAUAAAAUAAAAAUGAGCAAUUAUCACAUAAUUUUAUAAAUAGUUACACUUCAAGCACCUUUUUAACAGUGUAUUAUACCAUUUCAAAAUAUUUCUGGGUGUAUUUGUUUUUGUAAGAUAUAGUUUGAGAGUGUGAUAGAAAAGAAUAAUGGAUUGACUAAUGAUUUGUAUAUCUACUUUAGCACAAACAUUGAAAUAAAGACUGAUAGAUAAUGUUUCUUUGACACGGAGGCAUUAAUUCAGGUAGACACAUUUUUAAAAGUGAUGAAUAGUGGCAUUGUUAGAAUAUUGAAUAUGCAGACUUGUUUGUUUAACUGGAUCAAUACAGAUAUUGAUUACCUUCACUUAGUGAGACUUAUGGUUUACAAUUUACAGCUUUUUUUUCCUGCUCUUGGUGUAAUGUACAAUGCUCAAGUUCAUUGAGGCAGAAUGAACCAAAAAUGUAAAUAUGUUGAAGAAACAAGGUUGUUAGUCCCGUCAUCUAGACAAUUCCCAGCCCCUAGUUUAAGAUGUUUUCUUUAUUUUAAGCCACAAUUUGGUUUGCUUUUAUGGGCAUGCCAACCGGUUUCUGAUUUUGUAUCUGAAACAUAUGCACCACCCUAUAGAAAAAAAUUAAAUCCACAUAUUUGAAUUUAUUUUGGUUUGGAUACUUCCAUUUAAUUCGUUAUUCCUUUCAAGAUAGCUGUUUCAUUGGUUGAAACUUUCGGAAGUGGAGUAUCUGUUGAGCAUUGGACGAUGUGGGCAGUGGAUGUGGAACAGAAGGGUUUCCUGUGCCUUUAUUACUAAGGUGUAUUGGAAUUAAUUUAUUUUUUGUAAAUGUUUUCCAUUAGUGUAAUUAUGUGCAUAGUUUCUGUUUAUUUAAAGCACAAAUUUAAACAUUUGGAAAGAAGCAUGGCAAACUUGUUGAACAUCUGCAUUUUCAUCAUCUUGGAACUAUUUGACAAUCAGAUAAUCAUCAAAAUUUGUAUACCGAUACAUUAAUGCCAUAUUUAAUUGUAUAUUGUUGAUCUUUAAGGGAGUAUGUUUCUGUUGAUGUUAUAUCGGCGUGAGCAGUUUUUUGAUGUUGAUCAUGGAGUGCAGAAUGCUGCCAAAAUAUUCCAGGACAACUAGGUAACAAUUCAUACGAUGUAUCUGCAGGUUUUGUUUUGUAUACGAUUAUGAUAAUUUUGUACAAUGGACAAAACGGUAAGGAAAAAAAUGAAUUUAUAUUUUGUAGAAUCAUUUUCAUAUUUAAAUAGCUUUAUGUUUCUUAAUAAUCCUUUUAAAUUACAGUAUGUUCCAGCGUCAUACAUGCAAAAGCUAAAUCAGAAUUCUUCACCAUGGUUGACUGUGGUUCUGAUUUAAGAAUUAGGGCUAGCUGGUGACAAAGGUUGUAUGUAUAACAAUAUGUAUUCAGUAUCAAAUUUUCGUCAUUGCUUUUCCCUCUCUCCUACUCCUGUAUUAUAUUUGUUUUAUUUAUUUCGCUUUCAUUUUAGCUCGGAAAGUUUUUUGAGUUAUAAAUACGGAUAUUAUAUUUAUGCAGACUUCUUGUAAUGGAUAACAAAUUCUUUCCAUUGGUUUUAUUUUAUAUCUUAGUAGGUGAUUAUCGGUCAAUGCAUCAAUGCACUUGUGUUAGCUCACUACGUUAUAUAUACUAUUGCUGUUGUUGUGUAGGGUUUUAUAUUUUAACUCUUUAUAGUGAAUAGAGUAUAUUUUUUGCGAGACUGAAAGAAUGAAUCAUCUAGAAGUCUGUGUAUGAAUGGUAUGGUCGGGGAAUAUUGAGUGUUAGGUACAAGUGUAUUGUUCUCGUACUUGCAGUGACUGCUGUAUACGUUAUACUAGGCUGUUUUGUAAAUAAAAUGAGCACAUUUUAUAACAUUCAUUGGA